AUGCCUCUCAACGCCAAGGCCAUUUACCCGGCCGAGAACCCGGAUUUCGUUCCCUUCUCGAGCAGAAGGAGUGUGGUUCACAGUACUAAUGGUAUCGUGGCCUGUACACAGCCUCUGGCCGCUGCUGCGGGCCAGAGGAUCCUGAGAGAAGGUGGAAAUGCAGCGGAUGCUGCUGUGGCAGUUGCGGCUGCAUUAAACAUUACGGAACCGUCAUCGACUGGUAUUGGAGGUGACAUGUUUUGCCUCUUCUACAAUGCCAAAACGAAGAAGAUCAGCGCUCUCAACGGCUCCGGCCGAUAUUCUGCCAAUGGCUCUCUGGAGAAGAUCAAGAAAGCAUUGGAUAUCGCACCCGAUGAAGGUGGCAGCAUCCCUAUGACCAGUGUGCACGCUGUGACGGUGCCCGGUGCGGCAGCAGGCUGGGUUGACACUGUCGAAAAGUUCGGCAGUGGGAAGCUGUCUCUGGAGCAGAUCUUGACGCCGGCAAUUGAGCUUGGGGAGGAGGGUUUCCCUGUCUCAGAACUCGCAUCGUACUUCUGGUCAGAAAGUGAACAUCUGAUCCGUGAUGCUUCUCCGAACUUCAGGGAGAUGCUCAAGGCUGAUCCCAAGGCCAAGGAUGGGGUGAGAUAUCCUCGUCCUGGCGAGAUCAUGAAGAACCCAACCUUGGCCAAGACUUUCCGGACUCUAGCGGCAGAGGGGAAAAAGGGAUUCUACGAAGGACGUAUUGGACAGGCCCUGGUAAAGGUUGUGCAGGAUCUUGGUGGGUUCCUGACCCUGGAUGACCUGAAGCAUCACGCAGAGACCGGCAGCCAGGAGGUCGAUGCCAUUUCCUUGAAGUUUAAGGGCCAGAAUGUCGCAGAAAAGCAGACCCCAGGAACUGACGGUGCACCCAACGAGGGAGUCGAGGUUUGGGAGCAUCCCCCCAACGGCCAGGGUAUCGUCGCCCUCAUGGCGUUGGGUAUCCUCGAGGAACUUGAACUUGCCGGCAAAAUCCCCAAGUUCACUCAAGAACAGCACAACUCCGCAGAAUACCUCCAUGCGGUCAUAGAGAGUCUACGGAUCGCAUUCGCAGAUGCCUCAUGGUGGGUGACCGAUCCGGACGUCGAGAAGGUCCCCUCUCAGGGUCUCAUCUCCAGACCCUAUCUCGCUGAACGAGCCAAGCUCUUCAAUCCGGACAAAGCCUCCGAUAUUCUCGACCACGGAAGCCCAGCCCACAACCACUGUGACACCGUCUAUUUCGCCGUCACCGACAAACAAGGUAACGGUAUCUCCUUCAUCAACAGCAACUACGGCGGAUUUGGCACCUGCAUCAUCCCCGAAGGCUGUGGUUUCACGCUGCAGAACCGCGGUGCCAACUUCUCUCUCAAGGAAGGCCACCCCAACGUUCUGGCGCCACGGAAAAGACCCUACCACACCAUUAUCCCGGCCAUGAUCACAAAUCCCUCCGACGGCAGCUUGCACUCCGUUUAUGGAGUUAUGGGUGGCUUCAUGCAGCCGCAGGGCCACGUCCAAGUUCUCUUGAACAUGCUUGCUUUCGGCUACAACCCGCAGGCUGCACUAGACUCCCCACGUAUCUGCAUUGGCGCCGGUAUGCCCGAAGUCGGAAAGGUGCUGGACCGCACAGUAUAUGUGGAAGAGGGCAUCAGCGACGAGGCCGUCGAGGGACUGAAGAAGCUCGGCCACCAGGUCACGGUCCUGAAGGGCUGGAAGAGAGGCAUGUUUGGCCGUGGACAGGUGAUCAGAUGUCAUUAUGAGGAUGGAAGAAUUGUCUACAGUGCCGGUAGCGAUCUGAGAGGUGACGGCAUGGCCAUUCCAGUGUGA
Molecule: messenger RNA, 1818 nt
Organism: Paecilomyces variotii
Lineage: Eukaryota; Fungi; Ascomycota; Eurotiomycetes; Eurotiales; Thermoascaceae
Product: gamma-glutamyltranspeptidase
Exons: 4
Coding region: 1-1818 (605 amino acids)
Source: RefSeq, a predicted model, not a curated record